CUGAGGAGGAGGAGGAGGAGGAGGAGGACGACGACGAGGAGGAGGCGGUCGAGGCGGGAGUUUGUGGCGUGUCUCUGGGGCGCUCGUUGGCCGUGGCGGCUGUGCGGACGGAGCAGUGUUGGGAGAUUAACCGGGAUUGCCCCGAAAAACCGAGAAAACACCGAGGAGGCGGUCAGAAGGCUUUUCUAGAUGCGUGAAAAUUCUUUCAUGGAUAGUCUGUGACGGCAUGACCACGUGAUGCGAGAGGUUUCUUCUGAACUACGAUGGAUUCUAUAGGACGGGAUCAAAAGCACUGGCAGCAUAACUCAGUUUGAUUCUAAAGGGGUCCCGGACCUUUUGGACAGUCAUGACAACUUCCCAUAUGAAUGGACACGUCACAGAGGAUUCUGACGGUGAAGUCAAAAAUGCUGAUCUCGCCUCCCCGGAGGAACCUCCGAAACAUCGCGAGAUGGCCGUCGACUGUCCUGGAGAUUUGGGUUCCAGGAUGAUGCCAAUUCGGCGAAGCGCUCAACUCGAGCGCAUUCGACAGCAGCAGGAGGACAUGAGACGCCGGCGAGAGGAAGAGGGAAAGAAGCAAGAGCUGGACCUUAAUUCUUCCGUGAGGCUUAAGAAAUUAGCCCAGAUCCCUCCCAAAAUAGGAAUAGAUAACCCUAUAUUUGAUACGGAGGAAGGAGUUGUCUUGGAGAGCCCUCAUUGCGCUGUGAAAGUAUUAGAAGUGGAAGACUUAUUUUCUUCGCUUAAACAUAUCCAGCACACUCUGGUAGACUCGCAGAGCCAGGAGGACAUCUCUCUACUUUUACAACUUGUCCAAAAUACCGACUUCCUGAAUGCGUUCAAGAUCCACAAUGCCGUCACCGUACACAUGAACAAAGCCAGUCCGCCAUUUCCUCUUCUCGCCAACGCCAAAGAGCUUGCACAAGAGGUACAAACUGUUCUGAAACCAAGCCAUCAAAAGGAAGGACAGGAACUAAAUUCUUUACUAAAUGCACCUCAUAUUCAGGCACUCUUGCUGGCCCAUGAUAAAGUUGCUGAACAGGAAAUGCAGCCAGAGUCCCUGACAGAUGAGAGGGUUUAUGAGAGCGUUGGCCAGUACGGAGGGGAGACCGUCAAAAUAGUCCGCAUAGAAAAGGCGCGGGACAUUCCGUUGGGUGCUACAGUCCGGAAUGAAAUGGACUCCGUCAUCAUAAGUCGAAUAGUGAAAGGGGGAGCUGCAGAAAAAAGUGGAUUGUUGCACGAAGGAGAUGAAGUUCUGGAGAUUAAUGGCAUUGAAAUCCGGGGGAAGGAUGUCAAUGAGGUGUUUGACCUGCUGGCCGACAUGCACGGCACACUGACAUUUGUACUGAUUCCCAGUCAACAUAACAAGCCCCCGCCUGCUAAGGAGACAGUGGUAAAUCAUGUGAAAGCUCAUUUUGACUACGAUCCCUCCGACGAUCCCUACGUCCCUCCAGAUUGGGGCUUUCUUUUCAGAAAAGGGACAUACUUCAUUCAUCAGCCAGAGGAUCAAUUGGUGCAGGCCUACAGAGAGCGAUGAAGACAAUAGCCUCUGGCAGGGCUCUUCCAGGGAAAAAAUUUUCAGCAACAAAGGGAAGCCAUGAAGCAAACCAUUGAAGAAACAAGGAGCCAGAAAAAUCAGGAAAAACUGUGGUGUGCAAAGAAGAAUAAAAGAAAAAAAAAAGUUUUGUAUAAUGCCAAUAAAAAUGAUGAUUACGACAACGAGGAAAUCUUGACGUACGAAGAGAUGUCACUGUAUCACCAGCCAGCUAAUAGAAAGCCCAUCAUUUUGAUCGGGCCCCAGAACUGUGGUCAGAAUGAGCUGCGGCAGAGGCUUAUGAAUAAUGAAACCGACCGGUUCGCGUCGGCAGUUCCCCACACAACCCGGACUAGAAGAGACAAUGAAGUGGCUGGCAGAGAUUACCACUUCGUCUCCCGGCAGGCCUUUGAGACUGAUAUAGCUGCUGAGUUCAUCGAACACGGCGAGUGAAAAAACUUGUAUGGUACCAGCAUAGAUUCGGUGCGGCAAGUCAUCAACUCCGGAAAGAUCUGCCUUUUAAAUCUUCAUACGCAGUCAUUGAAGAGCCUCCGGAAUUCGGAUCUGAAGCCAUACAUCAUCUUCAUUGCACCCCCUUCCCAAGAGCUCCGUGCACUUUUGGCCAAAGAGGGUAAAAACCAAAAACCAGAAGAAUUGAGAGAAAUCAUCGAGAAGACCAGAGAGAUGGAACAGAACAACGGCCACUACUUUGACACGGCAAUUGUGAAUUCCGAUCUCAAUAAGGCCUACCAGGAGCUGCUGCGGUUAAUUAACAAGCUUGAUACCGAACCUCAGUGGGUCCCCUCCACCUGGCUGCGCUGAAGGAGGUAAAUCGUCCCGUGGCCGAUAGCGAUUUCUCCUCCGGCAGUCUCCGCCUGCAGGAAUGGUCUUCCCUCUUCUCCGCAAAUCAAUUGUCGUAGACUCGAGUAUUAGGAAGCAGGGUGGCUCUGAAUCUGUUUUCAUCUCCCCACACCAUGUACUGGGGAAGAGAAAACCAUUAAGCUCCUUAUGGACAGAGUUCUCCGCUCUUUUCCACAGGUUUGUCGCCCUCCCCGCCCAAACACUGCUGAACUAGAAACAGGAGUUCUGAACAAAGCAAUCCCACUGAACCUCACCUUGCUCUUUGCUCUUUCUCCUUUUUUUCUAUAGUUAUAAUUUCUAUAAAAUUUAAGUGAAAGAUGAUGGGGGUGUGUGUAUGUAUCUGUGUGUGUAUGACCUUCUGUGUCCAGUAGGUAUAAAUAUUGAUGUUAUUUAACACUUAACUUAAAUGACCCUGUGAGAUAGAUUUUAUAGUUUGUACGUAAGCCUCUCCUAAGUGUAGGGCAGUUUUUGUCCAGAAAUUGUGGUUUAUUUUCAUCAGAAAUUGUCUCCUUUUGAAAUGAGAACAAAUCACCGAGUUGAAAGAAUAAGGUGUGCCACUUUGGUCCGGAGCCACCCCGGUAGGCUUGAAUUUCUUCUUCUUCUUAAUAGAAUGCUACAUUCCACUUUAUAGCCUCACUAUCACCUGGAAAGUGUUUGUAAUGUAAAUAUCGACCCUGGAGGUUUUUUUAGUCUGGACUUUGUUGUUCGUCGGGCCGAAGGAAAACCGAUGAUGAACGCCCGUCUCUGCGGUGGGAUUAUAUUUCUGCCACCCUGAAUCAUCGAUCUGAAAACUUUAUUUCCUCCUUCUGUCCAUAGUAGCCCAGAGGGCAAAAGUUGUAUUUUUAUGAGAGUUUAGCUAUUCGAACAAACUGCUUUGGUGUUUUUGUAAUGAUGUGCUCAUAAUGUAAAAGGGCUUUUCAUUUUGUCUGUCUGAGCAUUUGAAGUCGGCAAUUUACGGUUUAAAUACGGGCACAGAUAUCUCGUGGCUGUCUGUGUUGUAGGACAUGAACUGGAAUGAAAAAAGCUGCAGGAAUUAUGGUCCUCCACUUGCUCGGUUUUGCAGUGAAAUUAAGUCCGCUGUGGGGGGACACAGAAGGAAAGAAACCCAAAGAGCGGAGCCUUAGGAAAACAACAUUGGAAAAACAUGUAUGUCUCUGUCUUAGCAGCGCUCUCCCUCCCUAAACCAGAAUGUCACUGCGUCUUUUGCCUCGAGGGUGUUUUGCCCACGUUACUUUUCCGGUAGUGCCGAUUCAGUGACUGUGGUCGUUAAAGCUCUGUUUCCAGAAUCGGCUUGGAAACCGAAGGUGUUGAAUGUCUUCGACCUUUAAAGAUGAUGCGUGGACAUAUUUAGGGUUGGGGUAGGAGCCUGAAACUCAAAUGUGAAUGUCUCGAUUUUCCUUUCUUUAGUCAUUUUAGCUGCAGCCUCUCCUCGUUCCCAAAAGUAAACACUGGAAUGACGUUGACUUGUAGCUUGAUUUAAUAGAAGCGAUUUAGUUUCUGUAACGACAGGGGUUGGUCUGUCACAUUCUUGUACAUAGUUUUCACUAAAUUUUGUAAGAGACUCCGGGCAACGUGCGUGUUGCCUUUCUGAGUUCCGAUCUGAAUGAAGGCGGGUGGAGAGGAUGAACUGUGGGGAAAAAAACUUUUCGACUAACGUCCGUUCAUAGGAAAGGAACGUUCCCUGUCCGACGUGUCCACGAUGUAUCCAUCGGGCCUGGAGAGAAAGCGGAAAGGGAAUCCUGAUCGACACUAAGUUUGGAAGUCAAAAGCCACUUAACUGCUCCUCUGGAACGGAGGCUGUUUUUCUGGCAGAGGGUUGGGCGAAUGGCUACUGUGUGGAUAUCAUCUCCUAGCCCUCAGGGCAGCAGUCUUGAGAUCAGUAUCUGAGUCGCAUCAUCCGCUGGUCACCCCUGUAGGACGCAGUUUCAGCCAGCUAAGGACUAACAUCUCCCCCCCGCCCCCCCGGGUCUAGACUCCGGUGGGGCUCAGGUGUUGCAACUUUGAAUUCUGCAGCCUUGCCAGGCUUUGCCUGAUUUCAGGAAUGCUCUAUUAGAGCAGAUUCCAGCUCCUGAAGAAAGAGGCCCAGCGUUUCCUCAUCUCUCUCCCAUCACUUCCCCAGAGGCAGUUGGCGUGAGUUCCUUAGGUCUCCUCCCGAGAGGCGUUUUCCACCCCUUACUCCCUCUCUUCUGGUGUGGGCUAGUGAUAGAGCCCGUCCGGGGCCUAACGGGAGCGAAAACCGUCCAAUAAGAGAAGCCAGUACUAAUCUUCUCCCUUUACGGGAGCAGGUGAGGGGAUCGGAGCGAAGAUCGUAAUACCCACCCGAAUCCCUCUUAUCUUCUCUGCCUGUGGUGUGGUCCUAGUUUGAGUUCCUCGAUGCGAGGAAAGAGAGUCACUGGUGGGAGGGGAAGCAUAGAAACCUCCCCCGAUUCCUUCUCUGGGAAAGAUGACUGGGAAACGUUCCGGGGGGCUAAAAGCGGCAGCAUUUCCGCUCCCAAAUUAUCAUAAAUUAGGGAUCUGUCUUAAAUAGGAAGGGGAAUUUUGUAAUUUUACUUUCCAUGAAAAUCAAGAUUGUGUUUUUAAGGGGUCCCCCCCCUUCAGCUGAGGGAAAAAUUUCGCCGAGGAUUAAUAUUGAAUGUAAUUGUGAGCGUACCAGGGGCAUACCUUUUAUUAAGGCUAACUUUCCCGAGACCUGUGGUUUAAUCCCAAUUUGUACUUUUUCUAUCCUGUACCUGCACUCUGUAUUUUAUGAGAUGUCAAACUGCACACUGUAAUGUAAAAAUAAAAUGCAAAAUUAUAUUUCUAGAUUUCAAAUAAAAAAAAAGAUCACCGUG
This is a messenger RNA of Ornithorhynchus anatinus (platypus), 5220 nucleotides long. RefSeq names its product protein associated with LIN7 1, MAGUK family member (gene PALS1). Gene Ontology annotation, cellular component: adherens junction; plasma membrane. Lineage: Eukaryota; Metazoa; Chordata; Mammalia; Monotremata; Ornithorhynchidae. Gene Ontology annotation, biological process: establishment or maintenance of polarity of embryonic epithelium; generation of neurons; morphogenesis of an epithelial sheet. Gene Ontology annotation, molecular function: protein binding. The record is from RefSeq and is a predicted model, not a curated record.